GGGUGGCAACUUCCUCCUCUCGCGUUCCUCUGAGCGUGACGUGUAUCACGGAGGACACCCUCACACUGUGGAUGGGGCUAAUAUGAAGUUAGCCCGUCCUGCUGCCGGUGAUAUCAAGUGAUUAGCGGAAGAGAAGUUCACGAGCCAACGGUCUUCGGUCGGUGCUUCUGGAGCAAUAAUGUCGGUGACGGUGUGUGGAGCGAAUGGACGCGCUGGGAGAGAUGUAUUACGCGUCCUGGUUCCGCUCUCCGCCGCCGUGUUGUUGUUGUCGGUCGGAGUCGCUGCAGUUCCAGAGGAGCACAAAGCUGCUCCGGUCCCGGAGCUGCUCCCACAGGAGAAAGCACCAAGUCCUCAUCCAAUGGGCCCUGUAGUUUCAGAGGAUGACUCUCACAAAGGAAACCUGGGUUUCAUUCACGCCUUCGCGGCCUCUAUCUCUGUCAUCAUUGUCUCAGAGUUGGGAGACAAGACAUUUUUCAUCGCAGCCAUCAUGGCCAUGCGUUACAACCGUCUCACCGUGUUGACAGGCGCGAUACUGGCCCUGGGAGUCAUGACUUGUCUCUCUGUGCUGUUUGGCUAUGCCACCACCAUCAUCCCUAGAAUCUACACAUACUAUGUAUCCACGGCUCUGUUCGCCAUCUUUGGUGUGCGCAUGCUGAGAGAGGGGCUGAAGAUGAGUCCAGAUGAGGGCCAAGAGGAGCUGGAGGAGGUGCAGGCAGAGAUCAAGAAGAAGGACGAGGAGCUGCAGCGAUCUAAACUGACCAAUGGGACUGCAGAUGUGGAGGCUGGAUCAGGGACAACGCUGCCUCAGAGAAAGUGGCACAGCUUCAUCUCACCCAUCUUCAUCCAAGCACUCACCCUUACCUUCCUUGCAGAGUGGGGGGACCGCUCCCAGCUGACCACCAUUAUUCUCGCUGCACGGGAGGAUCCUUUUGGAGUUGCUGUGGGUGGUACACUGGGACACUGUUUGUGUACAGGACUGGCUGUGAUAGGAGGGAGAAUGAUCGCCCAGAAAAUAUCCGUCAGAACAGUUACAAUCAUUGGAGGAAUUGUUUUUCUGGCGUUCGCCUUCUCUGCCCUACUCAUCAAGCCAGAGUCUGGAUUUUGAUUGGACGAAAGACUUUUCAGGUUCACUCUGUAUAUACGUGUAAAGUUUGGUUCACUUGCUGUUGAGAGAUUGUGUGUCUGUGUGUGUCUGUUUGUGUCCAACAGACCUUGUGACAAGUUGAACAGAAAGCCAAAGUCCCGUCCUCCUUCCUUUAGACAGCUCCGUUGUUCCACUACACUACAGCCUGUAACUGUGAGUGGUUUCUUAUAGAGGUUACAUUUAGUAUUAAAUAAGAUUUUCAUCACCAAAACCUUUUGGGAGUUGUUGAAUACUUAAUAAGUUUUAUCAUUAUGAAGUGCAGAGGCACAUUUUAUUUAGAACAGAAGCCUCAAUGAGGAGAAAACAUUGAGCAACAGACAUCGGUUGAUCAGAUGCACGAGAGGAGAGGAGGCAGUGCUGUGGCUUUCUGUUCGAGCUGUGUUCUCUUCACAAAGUGUGUGUGAGGAAGAAGAACACUCGCUGCCCUCCAACCCAUCUGUUAGAGGAUGUGUGGCUCAGUCAGAGCCCGACAUGCAGUACUUUUCUAUCAUCAGCCAUCUACUUCAGACAGUAAGUCCAGUUCAAAGUCAUUGCCUUUUUCCUUGUUUAUUAAUGUUGCAUGUUUGUUUUUGUCUGUUUAACAUGAGCCCAGAUGCUGGUGUUUAUUCCACCUUCCCCCCUCGGAGACACUUUUUAUUAGAAUCCACUGAAGCUGCGGUACAAUUUAAGUUGAGACAGAGACAUCAUUGAAAUAUUUCCGAGUUAUUCCCUUUUGCUGCUGAUACCACGAAGCAGUUAUUUUAGAGUCCUGAACCACUAGAAUACCUCUACGUUCAGGUGUCGCCAUACUUACAGUAUCCAGAGAGCUACUCCACAGCAAAAGGCUGAUCACAUAUUGGAGAUAUUGAUCAGGGGUUUUCAUUUUGGUCCACACCUGGUAUCAACAUCUGUCCUGAAUGUGUCUCCCGUGACCACCUGGUCGGAUCUUACUUCCCCGGUCAAUAUGCGAAUACUCACAUAAGUCAUUUCUGUUUCAAAGAACCAAAUUAUGUUUUUACUUGUGUGCGUGCGCGACAGAGUGGGUGGAGUCAGGAGUAGCUGGAUGACUCAGUGAGAUUUUAGUCAUUUCAAAAAAGCAUCAGUCAUGAUUGUGGUGCUCAGUGUUGAGUGUGUGGCCACAAUCAAAUGUAUGGACUCUUCAGGACAGAUGUUAUUCUAGAUGUGAAAGGGAUCAGUUACCCACAGCUUAAAGAGCACAGAUCAUGUUGAUGAUCGGUCAGGAAUCAGCUUCACAGGUUAAAUCUCAAAGAUCCAUUUUCAUAAACAACUUGGUGCUUCAGUUGUUACUGCCCUGAAUCACUAAAGCUGCUUUUAAACAUGGACUACACUCCGGAUAAUCUCCUGACAUUCUCCAGUGAGAGGCUCCUGACUUUCUCUGGGUUCCUCCUGCCAGCCCCCUUGUUAAAACCCCAGAAAAUGUCUGAGUGAGCCCAUGAGACUGUAAUAACACCUGAACGCUCCAGAGAUUACUGUGUUGCUCAUGAGAGACAGGAAAACUCUGUAUAAAGUCUGGACCCAUGCUGACAUUCUCCAGAGUUCUUGUCCGAGAACAGUUAAAGUCACUGAUGAAACGUUGUACAAAAGUGACACCACCAUGUCAUUUGUCCCCAUUUGUUUACCCCCUUCAGCCAUAAGCAGCUGUGUUGUAGCUACAGCGACACCUCAACCAGCAGUGUAAUAAAACUCUGUUUCGCUUUUAUUUAAAUGCUCUGUGUUUAUUUAGCUUCAUUUUCUUUUAGCGUAUGUACUGUAGACAGAGAACAGGGUGGGACAGAGGUCAAGAGAAACAAGGGAUGGAAUUAUUUUUUUAACUGAACAGGCCAAAGCUGUGUUGUCAAUAUUUGACAGGCUGUGCCCGGCUGUGAAAUCCGUCUGUUUGUGAGACAGGUUGGUUGUAAUCUGAAAAUUUCUCUCAAUAAAAAUGUUUCAUGUCUUGUC
Messenger RNA from Paralichthys olivaceus (Japanese flounder), 3082 nucleotides. It is a transcript of the gene tmem165, whose product is annotated as transmembrane protein 165. Gene Ontology annotation, cellular component: Golgi apparatus. Lineage: Eukaryota; Metazoa; Chordata; Actinopteri; Pleuronectiformes; Paralichthyidae. The record is from RefSeq and is a predicted model, not a curated record. Gene Ontology annotation, biological process: calcium ion transmembrane transport; Golgi calcium ion homeostasis; manganese ion transmembrane transport. Gene Ontology annotation, molecular function: manganese ion transmembrane transporter activity; calcium ion transmembrane transporter activity.